This is a messenger RNA of Ambispora leptoticha, 312 nucleotides long. NCBI's taxonomy places the organism in Eukaryota, Fungi, Glomeromycota, Glomeromycetes, Archaeosporales, Ambisporaceae. The record is from the annotation of a GenBank genome assembly.
AUGACCUCAAUACAACUAACUUCUCCAUAUUUACAGUUUUCAUCACAACAAAUUUCUCAGCCAGACUUACAAGCUAUAACCAAAUCAAUUCAAGAUAUCUUGGCUAGAGCUGUUAAAACUUUGGAGAAUAGAAAAUCUUCUUAUAAGCAAAAAUCAGAUAAUACGAAAAAGAUCAAGAAGAAAUUCAAAACCUGCAAGAUAAAACAAAAGGAUACUUCCACUUCUGAUAAGUUCAGAAAUAAAUUAACUUAUGAACAGUCUUUUCAAAAGAUUAUGUUAAAUAUGCUUAAAAAAGCUUUACUCACGUAUUAG